AUGGCUAAUGAGGUGACACUGUUGGAUGCCUGGGCAAGCCCUUUUGCCAUGAGAGUGAAAAUAGCAUUGGAAGAGAAAGGAGUUAAGUUUGAGAGCAGUGAGCAAGACUUGGGGAACAAGAGUGCUCUGCUUCUGCAAAUGAAUCCCAUUUACAAGAAGGUUCCAGUUCUCAUUCACAAUGGAAAACCCAUCUGUGAGUCCCUCGUUAUUGUGCAGUAUAUUGAUGAUGUGUGGAAGGACAAGUCUUCUUUACUACCCUCUGAUCCUUACCAGAGAGCCCAAUCCAAGUUCUGGGCUGAUUUUAUUGAUAAGAAGGUAUCUGAUCAUGCCCAUAAGAUAUGGACAACAAAAGGAGAAGAGUUGGAGACAGCAAAGAAGGGUUUUAUAGAAUGCCUCAAGUUGUUGGAAGGAGAGCUUGGAGAAAAAACUUACUUUGGGGGUGAGACCUUUGGGUACCUUGAUGUUGCAUUUGUGCCUUGUUAUUCCUGGUUUAAUGCCUACGAGACCUUAGGAAACUUCAAUAUAGAGGCUGAGUGUCCCAAGAUCAUUGCAUGGGCUAAGAGAUGUAUGCAAAAAGAGAGUGUAGCUAAGUCUCUUCGUGACAAAGAAAAGAUCUACGACUUUGCAUAUAUUUAUCAAAUCACUUUACAUUGUGGCCAAAUGAAUCUUCGGGUAUUUGAUCAUGGUCAUAAUAAGUUAUGGACAACAAAAGGAGAAGAGCCGGAGAAAACAAAGAAGGGUUUUAUAGAAUGCCUCAACUUGUUGGAAGGAGAGCCUGGAGAAAAAGCUUACUUGGGGUUGUUACACCCAAAGUUUGAUUGGAGCUUGGCAACCUAA
Molecule: messenger RNA, 837 nt
Organism: Dovyalis caffra
Lineage: Eukaryota; Viridiplantae; Streptophyta; Magnoliopsida; Malpighiales; Salicaceae
Source: the annotation of a GenBank genome assembly